Anastrepha obliqua is the source of this 2283-nucleotide messenger RNA. RefSeq lists its product as uncharacterized. The transcript has a single exon. Lineage: Eukaryota; Metazoa; Arthropoda; Insecta; Diptera; Tephritidae. The record is from RefSeq and is a predicted model, not a curated record. Bases 1 to 2283 code for a protein of 760 amino acids.
AUGGACAAAUUCCUUUCCAACAGGUUUCAGACACUUGAAACAGUGUCAGGCUUGAAAGGAAUUAAAGCCUACAAAGCGCCCAAGGCGCAAAGCUUACAACAUUUCACGGAAACUACACCAAAAAAGAUGGGUAACUUUCAGGUAAGUGUCGCCAAACAUAUGUGCAAAUUAUGUGUCACUGACGACCACAAAUUGCAAAGUUGCCCAAAGUUCCGGAAGUUAAAGGUUACCGAUCGAAUCGCAUGCGUCAAGAGCAACAACUGUUGCUUGAACUGCCUGUCGUCAGGACAUACGGUGUCAAGAUGUAAGAGCUCGUAUAACUGCAGCACAUGUCACUCAAGACACAACACGCUCUUGCACAUUACAGCAGUUCAACCAAAAGCAGCAGCUCUUAAGGAAAGCAGAGAUCCCGCUGAUGACCUGCCCUCAACAUCCAAGGAGGCCCUAAAACGACUCGACUCUAAUGGGCCAAAGGAUAGCAGAACACAUAAUUUUAAAUCGUGCUAUUCCAAUACGGACAACGGGGUUCUACUAGGAACAGCCAUGGUGAAUAUAUUCCACAAUAAUGUUAAUUUUACAGCACGAGCUCUGAUCGAUUCUGGUUCUGAGUGUUCGUUCAUUACUGAACGACUCAAACGUAGAAUCAACCUGCCAUCUAAACGCUUGCAUGCCCAAGUCUCGGGCGUCAACAAUUCAAUAUCUGCGCAGGUAAGACAAGCGUGCUCCUUACAACUGCGGUCGUCUAUUGACCCUUAUGUAAAAAUAAACACAAUUGCGCUAGUUUUGCCGCAAUUAACUGGAAAUCUGCCAACUUGCCUAGUAAGCGCAAUGACAAGGCAAGCUUUUCCAGAUCUCACUUUGGCGGAUAAGAGGUUUUUCGUCAAUGAACCAGUGGACCUUGUCCUUGGCGGAGACAUUUAUCCCCAAAUUAUUUUAAGCGGCUUGAAGAAAAAUGUACUAAGUACACUUCUUGCCCAAGAGACUGUAUUCGGGUGGAUACUAACUGGUCGAGCCGAAACAGUCAGUCCACCAAACAAGAUAGUUUCUCUUUUCAGCGAAGUCACAUUAGAUUAUGGGGAAUUUGAUAAUAUCCGCAUACCUCGUUGGGUGCACUAUUCACCAGCAGACAACGCCGAAAUCCAUGGGUUCUGCGACGCUUCGGAAAAGGCAUACGCGGCUGCUGUCUACUUGCGUGUGAAGAAACAGGAUCAAGUAUACCUCAACCUACUCCUCGCGAAAACCAGGGUGGCACCUGUUAAGACGAUAUCCCUUCCACGUUUGGAAUUAUGUGGUGCCGUCCUAUUAGCGGAUAUUAUAGAAACUGUUACGGAAAAUCUAAGCCUAGCACACCUGGAUGUUCAUCUGUGGACAGAUUCGACAAUCGUCCUUGCAUGGAUUCGCAAACCGCCCUGCUCGUGGUCAACCUUUGUGGCACAUCGAGUAACCAAAAUAGUGGAAAAGGUAGGAAACAAUAACUGGCGUCAUGUGGACUCGGCAUCAAAUCCAGCAGACUUAGCAAGCAGAGGACUUCCGGCCAAGGAACUGGUUCACAAUUCUUUGUGGUGGCAGGGUCCUUCUUACCUACAAGAAGACAAAUCACGAUGGCCGACAUCAGAAUGCAACUAUGAAACAACGAUGGAAGAGAAAAAGGUAAAGGUAUAUUCAGCAACAACAAUCAAUUUCAGCGAUAUUCUCGACCGUUUUUCCAAUUUACCAAGGGCUUUGAGAGUUUUAUCAUAUAUUAUGAGAUUCUCUCAAAGAACCCACCCUAAUACAAAGAUUGAAUUUCAAGCAAAGUCUUGCUUUAUUUCACCUGAUGAAAUUAAAGCAACGACACAACGCUUAAUUAUAAACAGUCAAAAGCAAUAUUACGGUGGAGAAUACGCGAAAUUGAAACAAAAGAAAACAGUUGACACAAAAAGUGAGAUAUUGGCUCUCAAUCCAUUUCUCGACAAAGAUGACAUCAUGAGAGCAGGCGGUCGUCUGGGCGCUUCCCUCAACUUAUCAUAUAACGAACGUCAUCCUAUUAUCCUUCCAUACAAUAGCAGGUUAUCACGCCUUAUAACCAAAUUCAUUAACGAAAUAUCACUGCAUGGCGAAAAUCAGCUGAUGUUGCGUUUAAUUCGAACGCAGUACUGGAUUCCGCGAGUUAAAAAUAUGAUCCGAUCCAUCAUCCAUAAUUGUAAGAUCUGCAUGAUAAAAAGCGAUCGCAAACCCAACUCAUGGGAAUCCUUCCUCAGGUACGCACCACCUUUUCGCGUGCUUUCACCAAUACAGGUAUAG